This is a messenger RNA of Metarhizium brunneum ARSEF 3297, 1047 nucleotides long. RefSeq names its product N(4)-(Beta-N-acetylglucosaminyl)-L-asparaginase (gene ASPG). The record is from RefSeq and is a predicted model, not a curated record. Gene Ontology annotation, biological process: protein deglycosylation. Lineage: Eukaryota; Fungi; Ascomycota; Sordariomycetes; Hypocreales; Clavicipitaceae. Gene Ontology annotation, molecular function: beta-aspartyl-peptidase activity; N4-(beta-N-acetylglucosaminyl)-L-asparaginase activity; asparaginase activity. Gene Ontology annotation, cellular component: cytoplasm.
AUGCACAAUGCUCUCCUCCUCCUCCUCUUCUCCCCCCUCGCAGCAAGCACCGCGCCCCCAGUCGUCAUCCACACCUGGGGCGGCCCCUUCACCGUCGCCGCCGACGCCGCACACGACGCCCUCACCAACGCCCGCUCCGUCCUGGACGCCGUCCAAAUCGGCGGCGCCGCCUGCGAAAGCAACCAAUGCGACGGCACAGUGGGCCACGGCGGCUCGCCCUCAGAGAACUGCGAGACCACCCUCGACGCCAUGAUCAUGGACGGCAACACCCUCAACGUCGGCGCCGUAGGGGCCCUGCGCCGGGUCAAGCACGCCAUAGCCGUCGCGAGACACGUCCUCGAAUACACAGGCCACACCAUGCUCGUCGGGGACUCUGCCACCCGCUUCGCCGCCCAGAACGGCUUCAAGGAGGAGGACCUGGCCACAGACCGGUCCCGCGACAUGUGCGAACAGUGGAAGCGAAACCAGUGCCAGCCCAACUCAUGGGUCGGCGUGGUCCCCGAUCCCAAGAGCUCGUGCGGCCCCUACACCCCCUUGGAGAAUGGCGCCUCAGAGACGGCGCCAGGCCAAGACGGAGGGGACAUCAAGGGACGAGGCCAUGAUACGAUUUCGCUCGUUGCUCUAGGCAAGGACGGCAGCAUGGCUGCGGGGACCACUACAAACGGCAAAGCAUACAAGAUCCCGGGCAGGGUCGGCGACGGUCCCAUCGCAGGCAGCGGCUCGUACGUCGACAGUCUGGUUGGGGGCUGCGGCGCCACCGGUGACGGGGAUCUCAUGAUGCGGUUUUUGCCGUGCUACCAGGCGGUGGAAAACAUGCGACGAGGCAUGUCGCCGGCCGCCGCUGCCGAGGACGCCGUGCGCCGGAUGGUCAAGAGGUUUCCUGACAUCCAGGCCGGCGUGGUUGUCUUGAACAACAAGGGAGAGCACGCUGCGGCGGCGAGCGGUUGGCAUUUUACCUAUUCGUUUCGCGGCCAAGGCAUGAACAAGACGCACGUCGUUCAAGUUGACCCAAUAAAUGAGAAUCGUAACAUGUCAAUAGAGUUAUGA